AGUGAGUGUGUGAGUGAGUGAGAAAGAACGAGGAAAAGAGGGAGUGUGUCGGAGAGAGAGAGAGAGGGAGAGAGGGAUAAGUAAGAAGUAAAAGAAGCUGAAUCUUUCUUUUUAUAUAUAUAUAUUAUAUGGUGUAUUUAUAACAGCGUGAGACAGAGGAGAUCAAUACACGAGCCGGUAGUAGUAGUGACCCGGGGCACUAAAGAGAAGAGAUUUUUUUUUUCUUAUUCUGUGUUUUUUGGGAGCUGUUAGAAUAAAAAAAAGAAGAAGAGGGACGCGGCGUGUUGAAGUCUCACUGAUCCGAUGAUCAUGACGGCAGCUGUCGAUAUGAAACCGACGUUAACGAUCAUAAAGGCUGAAAAGAUGGACGAUCCAGAGUGUGGCGAUGUUCCCCUGCUCACUCCGUCGAGUAAAGAGAUGAUGUCCCAGGCCCUGAAGGCCACCUUCAGUGGCUUCACAAAGGAGCAGCAGCGACUGGGAAUUCCCAAAGAUCCCAGACAGUGGACGGAAACCCACGUGGCGGAGUGGCUAACGUGGACGGUGAACGAGUUCAGUCUGAAGAAUGUGGACUUUGAUAAAUUCGGCAUGAAUGGAGCCAGCCUGUGUGCAAUGGGGAAAGACCGCUUCUUAGACUUAGCACCUGAUUUUGUGGGUGACAUCCUCUGGGAACAUUUAGAAAUGCUCCAGAAAGAGGAUACAAAGCAUUACCCCAUCAAUGGAUUGACCUCCAACUUCCAGGAAUCUCGCUAUACCUCAGACUAUUUUGUCAGCUACGGCGUGGAGCAUGCUCAGUGCGUCCCUCCGUCUGAAUACUCAGAGCCGGGCUUCAUCACGGAGUCCUACCAGACGCUUCACCCCAUCAGCUCGGAGGAACUGCUGACUCUCAAGUAUGAGAGCGAGUACCCUGCCGUCAUCCUCCGAGACACGGCCCUCAACUCCAUGCAGGGCGACUAUUUUUCCAUCAAGCAGGAGGUCGUCUCCCCUGACAACAUGUGUGUGGGACGCCUGAGUAGAGGUAAGCUCGGUGGACAGGACUCCUUUGAGAGCAUCGAGAGCUUCGAGAGCUGUGACCGGCUGACCCAGUCGUGGAGCAGCCAGUCUUCGUUCAGCAGUCUGCAGCGGGUACCGUCGUACGACAGCUUCGACUCGGAGGACUACCCCACCGCUUUGCAUGGCCACAAGCCCAAGGGCACCUUCAAAGACUAUGUGAGGGAGCGCUCAGACCUCAGCAAGGACAAGCCCGUCAUCCCGGCAGCAGCACUGGCAGGAUACACAGGCAGCGGCCCCAUCCAGCUGUGGCAGUUUCUCCUGGAGCUGCUGACCGACAAGUCCUGCCAGUCCUUCAUCAGCUGGACAGGCGAUGGCUGGGAGUUUAAGCUCUCUGACCCUGAUGAGGUCGCUCGGAGGUGGGGCAAGAGAAAAAACAAGCCCAAGAUGAAUUAUGAGAAGCUGAGCCGUGGCCUACGCUACUACUACGACAAGAACAUCAUCCACAAGACGUCUGGGAAGCGCUACGUCUACCGCUUUGUCUGUGACUUGAAAAGCCUGCUGGGCUACACUCCCGAGGAGCUGCACGCCAUGCUGGACGUAAAGCCCGACACGGACGAGUGAAACGGAACCGCCAGGAGGAAGCCAGAGACAAAAAUAUGAGGAGCCGCACGGACCGAGGCUCGUAAAGUGGUCUUAACUGUUUGAUAGAGUCGGUUAACCAUUUUCUUGGGGACCAAAAAUGUUUUUAAUGACUAAGUGUGGUCUUUGUUACCUUCGAGCGCCCGUGUCUCAGACCAGAUUUUAGCAAAAGAAGAAGGCAGAAGCCAAAAACCUGUAUUCCUACCCUGUCGCAUUUGAGGAGAGUGCGACUGUGUGCGAGUGUGUGUGUGCGAGAGAGAGAGAGAUAUAUAAUGGUAUUAAUUAGUAGCUCAAGGCAGAAGAAGCGCUAUCGGGUAGAGUUCAGGUUUUUUUUUUUUUUUUUCUGAGUAGCAGAGAAAGCCGAGACACACAGUGUGAGAGAACCGAGAAAAAGCAAAAUAAAGUGAUUCAUUUCAUUGUUGGGGCUAAACGGAAAGCGGCGGAAGGUUUCCGCGAAGACAACGGUUGCCAAAAUGUAAAAAAAAAAAAAGAAGAAGAAGAAGAAGAAAGAAAAAAGAAACUGAACCGAGGAAGUUAUGAUAUCAUAUUUACGUACAUGCUCACUGUUUUUCUUUGGCAAGAGAUGUGUGUUCAGCUAGGACCAAAAAAAAAAAGUGUCAUUCCUAAGUUGUUGUUAAAGGAGCAUAUGCUUGUGCCAGUAU
Molecule: messenger RNA, 2291 nt
Organism: Salarias fasciatus (jewelled blenny)
Lineage: Eukaryota; Metazoa; Chordata; Actinopteri; Blenniiformes; Blenniidae
Product: protein C-ets-1
Exons: 8
Coding region: 304-1611 (435 amino acids)
Biological process (GO): cell differentiation; regulation of transcription by RNA polymerase II
Cellular component (GO): nucleus
Molecular function (GO): sequence-specific DNA binding; DNA-binding transcription factor activity, RNA polymerase II-specific
Source: RefSeq, a predicted model, not a curated record